Fundulus heteroclitus (mummichog) is the source of this 1448-nucleotide messenger RNA. Its product is annotated as synaptosomal-associated protein 23. The transcript has 8 exons. Gene Ontology annotation, molecular function: SNAP receptor activity; syntaxin binding. Gene Ontology annotation, cellular component: SNARE complex; plasma membrane. Lineage: Eukaryota; Metazoa; Chordata; Actinopteri; Cyprinodontiformes; Fundulidae. The coding region runs from base 180 to 884 and encodes 234 amino acids. The record is from RefSeq and is a predicted model, not a curated record. Gene Ontology annotation, biological process: synaptic vesicle fusion to presynaptic active zone membrane; synaptic vesicle priming; exocytosis.
CCCUCUAGGCGUAGUUUGAGCACUGUCGUUAGAAAGUUAACAAGAAAGCGGAACUAGCGAGCUAGCUGGACGUUAGCUCGGGUUGCCCCCCCUCUCCUCUCCCAGCACCCAUCCACCCUCCUUUGCCCGGAUCUUAUUCUACCCGGAAUACAUGAGAACAGCUGCAAACAUUUUAAACAAUGCCGCAGCACAUCGAGCUCGGGGCCGCAGGCGGAGCCGCGAAGCAGGACAGCAGCAACAUGGAGGACAUGAGCGUGGAGCAGAUGGCCGUCAGAGCCAACCAGCUGACCGACGAGUCGCUGGAAAGCACGAGGAGGAUGCUGCAGAUGGCUGAGGAGAGUCACCAGACAGGAAACAAAACCAUGGAGAUGCUUGACCACCAAGGAGAGCAACUGAGGAAUGUGGAGAAGGGCAUGGACCAGAUCAACCAGGAUAUGAGGCAUGCUGAGAAGAACCUGACGGACCUGUCCAAGUGCUGCGGCCUGUGUGUCUGCCCCUGUAACAGGGUGUCAUCCAUUGAGAACGACUCGCGCUACAAACGCACGUGGGGGGUCAAGGAGGGCGAAGACGGCGGCGGCCAAGACUCUAACGUCGUCUCAAGGCAGCCGUCGGCCGUACGCAACGGCCAGGCCACCCAGGCGAGCGCCCCGACGCCAUCCGGCCCGUACAUCAACAAAAUAACUAAUGAUGCGCGCGAGGAUGAGAUGGAGGACAACCUUCAGGCGGUGGGCGGCAUCAUCGGGAACCUGAAAGACAUGGCCCUGAAUAUGGGCAGCGAGAUCGACAAACAGAACACGCAGAUUGAUCGCAUCAACGAUAAGGCGGACAUGAACAAGCUGCGCAUCGACGAAGCGAACCAGAGAGCCACCAAGCUCAUCAAAUAGACGAGGAAUCCUUCUGCUAACCGACUUUGAGCCCAUCCUGCUACACGCAACGCGCGUCGGACACGUCUGCGCACGCACCAGCACUCACUCAGAGAUAAAACAAAAACAAAUUGGAUCAUGAAGACAUUUUUUUGCCAGCAGUGUGCCUUUGAUGCCGUCUACCACGCUUUGUUAAAUAGUCAUGCCGCCCCGUCUGUAGCAGUGGGCCAAUCAGAAGCUCAACCAGGGAGGAAGUGACUGACUGCACUCCAGCAGGCCUGCAGCAGCAUAACAUUCACUGUGAGGGAAGAAGCACAGGUCAGCUGCCCCCCCCCCCCCCCCCCCCCCCCCCAUCCCCCAUUACUGCUUUCUUCCUCAGAUUUGUGUGUCGUCAUAUGAACGGCUCAGGUCACCAAUUCACACUGAUAAACUCUAGUUAACAAGAUCUAAAAAAUAAAAGCAUCACUCUAAUGUGCCUAUUGUGUAAUGAGGUUCAUGGUAUCACGUAUUGUUCUGAUCUGAUAUUUCUAUUUAAUUAUGCGCCAAGCAGAGAUGAGUCGUGAAUAAAGCCGUCUGUUUUUCACA